Messenger RNA from Apis mellifera (honey bee), 2514 nucleotides. RefSeq names its product transmembrane protein 135. The transcript has 9 exons. The coding region runs from base 420 to 1829 and encodes 469 amino acids. The record is from RefSeq and is a predicted model, not a curated record. NCBI's taxonomy places the organism in Eukaryota, Metazoa, Arthropoda, Insecta, Hymenoptera, Apidae.
CUUUGUACUGCCUGUUCAGUCGGUGACGAGCGGUCGACAAGUCCGCACGCAUUGAUUUAGGUGUUACUGUGAAUAUUUUUGAUCUACAAAACGCAUGAGCAUUUAUGAUUUACCGCUUUAAGGAACUAAAAUUUAAAAUCAGAAACAAGUUUUUUAAUUCUUGAUAAAUAUUUUCAAUUAUUAUAUAGAUUUCUUUAAUCAAUCAUAAUUCUAUCAAUUCAUGUUUAGCUGCGUAAUUCAAAAUAAUGUAUAACAAUUAAAAAAAAUGAAUUCAAUAAAGUAUUUGAUAUUAUCAAAAUAAUUAUAACUGUGUGUUAACAAAAGUGUUAUCUUUAGUUUUGUGCGAUAUUCCUCCGUUGAAAAUUGACAUUUUAUAACCAGAAAUUGGAUUCAACUGCGAAAUUUUUAAUUAUCAAAGAAUGCCUUCGCAACUAAGCAAAUGCAUCGAUAUAUCCUGUAAGGAAUACUCACAUCAUUGGAGAGAUUCCUGUUUAAUAGCAGCAGCCGGUCUUGGCAUAGAUGCUCUUCAAGAAUGCCUAAAGAUAUAUUCUACAGUUUACAUAGUUGCUCUUUUAAUGAAAGGGAAAGUACCAUCUAAAGCAGACAUUAAAAAAACAAUAUUGGGUCUUUUGCAAUCAACUGCUUUUCUCUCAUGGAGUGCUUUCUCAUAUUCUGUGUUUAUUUGUUCUCUAAGACGUAUACUUGGAAAAUUCAGUCUUUUGACUGUAUCGUUUCUUCCAUCUUUUUUAUCUAGUUUGUCAGCUAUUAUUAUUGAGCGACCAUCAAGACGUUCUUUAUUAAGUUUAUAUGUAUCUAACGUUGCAACAGAAACAUUAUUUAAAAUGGGAGUAGAAAGAGGAUAUUAUUCUCCUAUUUCACAUGGUGGAACAUAUAUUUUUGCUACAUCAAUAGCAUUGUUACUUUAUUUCUAUCGUUCUAAACCAAAUAAACAAGUUUCCUUAUAUAAAAUAUUUAGAAUUAUUGUUGGAAAAUAUGAAGGGAAUGAAUAUCUUAAAAAAGAAAAUUUAAGUUGUGAAACACAAAACAAUUCUGCUAAUGAAGAGAAUAAUAGUAGAAAUUUAAUAAAACAACAUGUUUUAAAUAAAACAUCCUGUAAAAAAAAUAUAUUUAUAAAAUCACUUGAAACAUACAAGAAAAUUAUAGAAAGAUUAAAACAACUUAAAGGAAAACAUAUAUCAUGUUCACAUCCUUUUAGUUGUGUUCAUUAUAUAUUAAAGGGUAGUAUACAAGUAUUUAGUUAUGCUCUAAGUGCCCAAUUAGUGAUUAAUUUGUUUUUUGGUACUAGAAAAUUAAUUACAAAACCAUUCUUAACAAGAGAAAUAAUUUUUAGAAAAGGCAAUCUAAAUUUACCUAUGUUUUUAGGUGGUUUUACUGGACUUUAUAGGCUAAUAUCCUGUUUAUUAAGAAGAUUUUUUAAAAAAGAUUCUUCUUAUUAUGCAAUACCCGCUGGACUUAUUGGCGGUUUAACAUUUAUGAUUUAUAGUAGUAAUACAAUAGCUUUAUAUUUUAUGUGGAAAGCAUUACAGUUGUUAUGGAAUGAUCUUGUGGAAAAAAAGAUAGUACCUGAAAUAAAGUGGUUCGUGAUCUUUUUAUAUUGUUUUAGUACAGCAGUACUCUUCCAUGUAGCAAUAUUUGAACCACAUCUUUUAAGAUCUUCCUAUUGGAAAUUUUUAUAUGCUAUAUCUGGAGGAAGAAUAGCAACAAUGUCUCGAGAACCAUUAGAUAUAUUUGGUUUUGAAACAUCUAAGCAUCUCACGGACGUAUUAAAAAAAACUAAUACUAUCAUUAAAAAAUCUUAUAUUUUUUAAUUUAAUAACAUAAAAAAAACAAGAUAUAUUGAAUUUUGUUUUUAUACAUGUAUUUGUUAUUUAUAAUCAGAAAAAUGACAAUAUGAUUCAAAAUGUUUGUUUCUAUGUAAAAAGAUACAAAAAAACUUAUAUAUAAAAUUUCCUCCUCAAGAAAACUGGAUUUGAAUUUUUUGAAUACGCGUGCACUCAAAUAAGAUCAAUAGAUAUUCGAGAAAUAUCACGAGGUAAGGGGAAUGCUUCUAAAAAAAGCAACAACAACAUGUAAUUAUCAGUGCUAUUCAAAUUUCGGAACUUCUUCUUCUUGUAUCUUUAUAUUAUAUUAUAAAGUGCUAUCUAAUAUUAUAAUAUUAUAAUAAUAUAUAUAUAAUAUAUAUAAUUAUAAUAAUAAUAUAUAUAUAUUAUUAUAUGUGUGUAUGUGUAUGUAUGUGUGUGUGUAUGAUUUAUUUUCGAUUUGUAAAAAUAUGUUAAAUUUUUUAUUUUUACUGUUGAUGCAUACGAGAGGACGAAGUUGUGUGCAAAAAGUUUGUACGAUAUUGCUGUAGGCGGAGUCAAUUCUGUUCCCCUUUCUUCAUACCCCUUACAUGCCUGAAAUAAUGUUUUAGUACAUGUGUACUUAAUAAAUGUUCGUCUUGAAUUUUUAUAACAUAAAAUGAAGUUUGUUAAUGAAUAAAAAAUGUAUACAAAA